AUGGCCCAACAUCAAGCCGCAUUCCUCGAUGGCGUCAAUAAGCCUCUUCGUGUCGGUCCCAUUGAUACGAAGAAGCCUGGUCCCACAGAAGUCUUCAUCAAGGUCGCAGCCGUAGCUAUUAACCCUGUCGACUGGAAGAUCCAGCAAUAUGGCGCAUUCGUUACCAAAUGGCCCACCAUCGUCGGAGAAGACAUCGCUGGCGAGAUCAUUGAAGUCGGCGAACAGGUCACUAGGUUUUCCAAGGGACAGCGCGUCAUCACUCACUCGACCGCGUUUCUAAACCAAAGCGCUGACAAGGCGGGCUUCCAAGAAUAUGUCCUCAACAUUCAGGAAGCUGUCGCCCUCCUCCCUGACUCUAUCAGUUACGAGGCCGGCGUCGUGCUACCCCUUUCCGUCUCUACUGCAUCCGCUGGGCUGUUCCAGUCCUCGCACCUUGCCCUGGACAAGCCGAGUACGACUCCCAAGAAGAAUGGCAAGAAGCUGCUUGUCUGGGGCGCUAGCUCGAGCGUCGGCACUUCAGCCGUCCAACUAGCCGUAGCUGCGGGGUACGAUGUCAUUGCAACGGCGUCCGAAAAGAACUUUGGGCUGGUGAAGAGUCUAGGUGCUACAGCUGUCUUUGACCACCGUAGCCCCACCAUCGUGGCAGACCUAGUGGCCGAAUUGAAGAAGGGCGAGUUUGUUGGUGCUUAUGAUGCCAUCAGCUUGCGCGAGACUCAACUUGCCAUUGCACAGGUGGAGCAGGAACUCGGCGGAGGUUUCAUUGCUACCGUUCUUCCUGCGAUCGAAGAUGCCCCUGCCAAGGUAACCAUAAAAGGGACUCUCGCUUUAUCCAUUUUCAAGGAGCACGCGGAGGUAGGCAAGGCAGUUUGGGAAGACUUCCUCCCGCAAGCACUGAAGUCCGGGCAAUUCAAACCGUCCCCGCCACCGAAGGUUGUAGGGAAGGGCCUAGAAAUACUUCAGUCAGCGUUCGAUGAGCAGAAGGCUGGAGUGUCAGCGGCCAAGAUUGUUGUCACUUUGUAA
Messenger RNA from Hypoxylon fragiforme, 1020 nucleotides. RefSeq names its product oxidoreductase. The coding region runs from base 1 to 1020 and encodes 339 amino acids. The record is from RefSeq and is a predicted model, not a curated record. NCBI's taxonomy places the organism in Eukaryota, Fungi, Ascomycota, Sordariomycetes, Xylariales, Hypoxylaceae. Gene Ontology annotation, molecular function: oxidoreductase activity, acting on NAD(P)H. The transcript has 3 exons.